Cokeromyces recurvatus is the source of this 1307-nucleotide messenger RNA. RefSeq lists its product as uncharacterized. The coding region runs from base 91 to 1137 and encodes 348 amino acids. The transcript is spliced from 2 exons. Lineage: Eukaryota; Fungi; Mucoromycota; Mucoromycetes; Mucorales; Mucoraceae. The record is from RefSeq and is a predicted model, not a curated record.
AAUAGCGCUUCAACAUCAAAAUCAAGCUCAAGACAGUCAAGCACAGACAAAAACUACAGAUUGACAGCUGAAGAGAAGAAGAAGUGCAGAAUGAUGUAUGAAUCAUUGGACGUCUCAAAAAUGUGGACUUUAUCAACAGGAAAGAUAGUUGAAAAGCAAAUGGCAUUAUUUGCCUCAAGCUGUAUUUAUGAGCAUCUAGCUCAUUCUUUAAUUCUUGAUGUAUCCGACAGCAUAUGGACGGAGUACUUCACCACAGAAGAAAUCAAAGAGAUCAUGAAUACGAACAGAACGACAUUGCCCUCGUUACCUGAAGACCUCAGCAAUUAUAUCAACUCUUUUGAUAAAGAGUUCGUUAAGCCUUUGGAUCUUUACUAUCAAGCACACAGCAAUGUAUUUCAUCCUUUUCAAGAAAAAGACAAAAAAUGGGUACAGCAAAUAUGUUCUUCAGCUGCUGAUCUUUACUUGUAUAAAGUACUUGACAACUACAACACUCUUGAGAGCAAAGUGAAGCAUCGUGUUUGGAAUUUCCUCUAUACCGUCUUUGAUGGGUCAAAAGUGAAGGUGGAGAUUGGGGAGAAGAGCAGCGUGGCGUCUGCGAUUAGAAGAAACAGUGAGAGAAGAUUAGAAGGACAGGAAAUGAGACGAAGAAAAAAUAUGGAUAUGCUCUUCUUUUAUGAUGACUGUGAACUUGGAUGCACAGAAGUAGGGAAGAAUUCUGUUGGUGUUGAUGAUGAUAAGUACAUGGGAGAUGGAAUGUUGAAGCUUCCCAAGGCAAUGAAGGAUAUGUUGUGUAUGGCUUCAAAAGUCUGUCUAAGCCAUUUGAGAGACUUUAGGAUGAUCGGGUAUAUUAUAAUGGAAGUAGUCAUGUUGGAUUCUCCAGUCGGAUAUGUCAGCAGGAUUGUUCGCACUGAUGUUUUCAAGUAUCCGAAAAAUAUCAAUUCCUUCUCGGUAGAUAUUAUACCCAUCAUUGAAAUUAUAUGGAAAACAAAAGUCGUGAUGGAGACAACUAUGAAAGCUAUUGAGAAUCGACAAAAGAAAGUAGCGGAUUUUUAUUUUGCAUUACCAACACCUACCAUUCCUCCUUGUUUCAACAGAUCUGAUGUUAAAACACCACAAAAAAGAAAAUUCGAAGAUUGAUUGACUUGAUUUUUUUUUUAUUUAUUUAUAAACUUUUUAAUGUUAAUAAAUAUAGCUGAUAUUAAUUAACAUAAGGGCCAAAUCUCCCAUACAAUAGUGUAAUUGCUUUCGGCUGGCUAUGCAUCUUAUGGAAUCAAAAUGAAAUAUAACUUGAAAUCAACUACAAACUG